Messenger RNA from Drosophila busckii, 649 nucleotides. RefSeq names its product NTF2-related export protein. Gene Ontology annotation, biological process: protein import into nucleus. The coding region runs from base 151 to 555 and encodes 134 amino acids. The transcript has 2 exons. Lineage: Eukaryota; Metazoa; Arthropoda; Insecta; Diptera; Drosophilidae. The record is from RefSeq and is a predicted model, not a curated record. Gene Ontology annotation, cellular component: nuclear pore central transport channel.
AAAAUAGUGCUGUAAAACGCUGACUGUCAAUUUUAACUAAAACGAAGCUUUAUUAUUAUUAUUUUGUGCGAUUGCGCAUGUUGUGCUGAGAGAAACUCUACAAUAAAAGGUGUUUGUUGUCGUAGUGCUGGACGAUUUGGUACAACUCUGAUGAACUCCGAGCUGAAGAGUACGGUAGAAUCCGCUUGCCGCACGGCUGAGGACUUUACGCGCCUGUACUACGCCUCCCUAGACAAUCGUCGUCAUCAAUUGGGUCGCUUAUACAUAGACAGCGCUACACUUAGCUGGAAUGGAAAUGGUUCAAAAGGACGCGAAGUUAUAGAACGAUUCAUCCUUGAGUUACCGCAAUCGCAGCAUCAGUUGACUUCAUUGGAUGCACAGCCUAUUUUAGACGGCGCUGUAGGCACGCAGACAACAUAUCUCAUUAUGGCUGGAGGCACUGUUAAAUUCUCUGACCAACCAGUACGGAAUUUUCAACAAAAUUUCGUUAUUACAGCCGAGAAUGAGAAGUGGAAGAUAGCCUCGGAUUGUUAUCGCCUACAGGAGCCCAUGUGAUUUAUAUUUAUUUAUUCCUUGCGUGCCAAAAAUUAAUGGCUUGACAUGACAAAUAUUUCUGUAAAGACUUAAAUAUACACCUAUUUAGAGAAAU